Molecule: messenger RNA, 1161 nt
Organism: Babesia ovata
Lineage: Eukaryota; Apicomplexa; Aconoidasida; Piroplasmida; Babesiidae
Product: ethanolamine-phosphate
Exons: 1
Coding region: 1-1161 (386 amino acids)
Biological process (GO): phosphatidylethanolamine biosynthetic process
Cellular component (GO): cytoplasm
Molecular function (GO): ethanolamine-phosphate cytidylyltransferase activity
Source: RefSeq, a predicted model, not a curated record
AUGGCUGCUGAGGGCGCGGAACCCAAAAAACGCAUUUAUGUCGACGGAGUCUUCGACCUGCUACACUGGGGCCAUUUGAAUGCGCUUCGACAAUCCCAAGAACUUGGCGGCAAUAUUAUAGUGGGGGUAGUCUCGGACGAUGAGGCGCGCAAUACCAAGGGAAUUGCUCCAAUUUACACUGCAAGCGAAAGGGCUGAGCUCAUCAGAGGAUGCAGAUGGGUCGACGAGGUCAUAGUAGACACGCCUUAUGAGGUGUCGCUCGACUUUCUUACAAAUGUAGCUAAGUGCGACAUGGUGGCGCACGGCGACGAUGUCGCAAUCGGGUCAAGCGGGAAGGACUGCUACGAAGAAGUCAAAAAUGCAGGAAAACUCGUCCACUUCAGACGCUCACGCGGCAGCAGCACGUCUACCACUCUCGGGAGGCUAGUCGAGGCGCUGACCAGCGACAGAUUCUGCCACUUUUCAUCAACCGAACGCAACGGGCAAGAUGCGCUCUCGCAGUUCAGAAGACUGGUGGAAGAAAACGAGGAGCAAAUGUCGCGCGAACAAUUCUCAGACGACGGGCUGCAAGCCAUAGAGAUGCAGCAACAAACGAACAAGAUGCACGUUAUGUUUCCGCGUUGCCGCACAAGCGCCACACUCUUCGCCAAGUUCAUUCCCAACACGCCAAAACCGCCAAACGCAAAGGUUAUAUACGUUGAUGGCAGCUUCGAUGUAUUCCACGUCGGACAUCUGAGAUUCCUAGAACGAGCAAAGGCACUCGGCGACUAUCUUAUAGUCGGCCUCUACGAUGACCAGACAGUGAGGACGAUAAAGGGUAAUCCGUUCCCGGUGACCCACCUCAUGGACCGCGCACUUACUGUCCUCGCCAUGAAGUGCACCGACGAUGUGAUACUAGGCGCGCCUUUCAUACCGUCCAAAAAUUACCUCGAGAACCUGGGUGUGUCGCUUGUUGUCACCGGCGACUGCAGCGACAUGCCCCUGAUGACAGGCGGAUUCGACACACAUUCGGUAGCACGAGAAAUGUCCAUAGUGCAAACGAUCGACUCCGGAUGCACUCUCACGAGUGCCGACAUCAUACAGCGAGUAUCCAGCAGACUUGACCAAAUAACCUCCAACGUUGAACAGCGGUGCAGAAGGGAAAAGGCCCUGUACCAUUAA